Messenger RNA from Caenorhabditis angaria, 1902 nucleotides. NCBI's taxonomy places the organism in Eukaryota, Metazoa, Nematoda, Chromadorea, Rhabditida, Rhabditidae. The record is from the annotation of a GenBank genome assembly.
AUGACGAAACGUCGAGCUUCGAACAAGAAGCCAACUGGUUUGAACAAAUCUUUGGGUAAUUCUUUGAGUAAUGAUCGCGAGAAAGUUCGAAAGAGUCAUCGUCGUGCAAAAUACGAUGGAGAAGAAAUCGAAAAUCCUGCUUUCAAGGAAGUUGUAAGUUUUUUUCUAUGCUUGAAAUUUUUACAUUUGGUGAUUUUCAGGAAGUCAAUCACUAUAUUGAUUCGGUAACUGAUGAGACAAGUUUGGAAGAGUUUCUCGCCAAAGCUGAACUUGCUGGAACCGAAUUCACUGCCGAGAAGCAACAAUUCAAAAUCAUCGAAAAGUAAGGAUUUUUGUUUUUUUUUACUUCUUUAUUUUUUUUUACAGGAAUUCGGCUGUUGUGAUUCCAACACGAGUUGAUUAUCGUAACAACUUGGAACUCCAACGGCAGAAUGAAUUUCGAUUGAGAAUCCCACGACGUCCUGCAAAGGAAUUGUGGGACAGCAUGGAUGAGCUUACCAAAUUGGAGAACGAUGCCUUUCUUCAAUGGAGGUCCGAUCUCAGCGAGCUGCAAGAGGCACGCGACAUACUAAUUUAAAUCAUAUAAAUUAUCUUCAGGUAGACGGCUUGGCACUCACUCCGUUCGAAAGAAAUCCGGAUAUGUGGAGGGAACUCUGGAGAGUUGUGGAAAAAAGUGAUGUCAUUGUACAGGUAUGUUGUGUCAUCACUCAAAUCAAUAUACAAUAAAUUUAUGUUUAGAUCGUAGAUGCCAGAAAUCCAUUAUUGUUCCGUAGUAAGGAUUUGGAUAAUUACGUGAAAGAAGUGGAUCCUGCCAAACAAAUCUUACUACUCGCCAAUAAAGCUGAUCUUCUCAAGCCAGAGCAAUUGUUAAUGUGGAAGGAGUAUUUCGAUAGCGAGAACAUCAAUGUCAUUUUUUGGUCAGCGCUAGAUGAACAGAUGGAGACAAUUGAUGAAGAAAAUGGACAACAGGAAAUAUCUCCACCUUCAACUUCAAAUGAUUUGAUUGUCACAAACAGAGAAGAACUCAUCAAACGUUUGAAAAGUGUUGGACACGCUUCGGAUGAGAUAUCAGCAAAGCCAGUAAUGGUUGGAAUGGUAGGCUAUCCAAAUGUCGGAAAAAGUUCAACCAUCAACAAAAUCGCUGGUGGAAAGAAAGUUUCAGUCUCUUCAACUCCUGGAAAAACAAGGCACUUUCAAACUAUCAACAUUGAUAAGCAGUUAUGUCUCUGUGAUUGUCCCGGGUUGGUGAUGCCCUCUUUCUCGUUUGGUCGAAGUGAAAUGUUCUUAAAUGGUUAGAGUUUUUUGAAAUGUUUAAAAUUAUAAUUAAUUUUUUUCUGCUCAGGUACACUGCCGAUUGAUCAAAUGCGCGAUCAUUUUUCACCAACAUCUUUGUUACUUUCUCGCGUUCCAGUUCAUGUUAUCGAGCAUAUGUAUUCUAUAAUGCUUCCCGAAAUGGAGAAACCAUCAGCCGUGAACUUGCUCAAUUCUUUGGCGUUUAUGCGAGGCUUCAUGGCAUCUUCUGGAAUUCCCGAUUGUUCUCGAGCGGCUAGAAUGCUACUCAAAGAUGUUGUGAAUGGAAAACUGAUUUGGGCUGCUGCUCCACCGCAUAUUGAUCAAGAGCACUUCGAUUCUUACCUCUACGUGGACAAGAGGACAAAGGAAAUUGGACGUGUACAAAUGGAAAAGCUUGCCAAGCUUCAGUUGCUUGAAAGUGAAUCCAUUCAGGGUGGAAAGUUUGAUGUUCAAUUUUUCGAUGAAGUUGUUGGUGCCGCUCAUGUGAAAGACUCCAAAAACCUUGUGCGAAAUCUCGGUUCUGCAGUUCCAUCAGGCCCCACUGAAUCGAACGGCAAGAAACAUUUCAAAGGGAAAAAAGACAAAAUCAGGAGGAUUUAUAAUGAUUGA